AUGACUUCAGAGAAGGAUAUUCGGGAACCCCUCCUGCCCUUUGGAGGCCCCCAAUCGCACCCAAAAUGGAUCCAGUCAGAACCAAGAAACAAACGACGAUGUUGCAUAGAUCACAUGACAUUCGUCUUGCUUCUCGCUGUUGCAAUUUGGAUAGCAAUGGUUAUAAACUUCUUCCUACCUCAAACCUUUCAUCAAGAUCUCCAGCUCACAUCUCCCUCUCUUCAAAAAUGCGCUUGGACUUCUCUUCAACACCAUACUUCUCUUCUUGAUGUAAAACGCAUCGCCAGAGAAGAAUUCCUAGAACGUCAAUCUAUACUUGCUCUCGCGUUGGAAAAGGCAGGCGUGGAUGCAUUUAUUGCCGAGCCUUCUGCUUCAACAGCAUAUUUCACUAAUAUCUCUAGUUCGUUUGAACUUUCCGAAAGACCUUUUUUGGUUAUUUUGGAUAAGAAGGGGCAUGCGUCGUUGCUGGUGCCGAAAUUUGAGAUAGGGAGGAUUACGGCAUUGGAUAUGGUAUUUGAGGAGAAGAGUGUUAUUGAAUGGAGAGAAGAGGAGUCGGCUUAUGAUGUAUUGGUUAAGGAAACGGGUUAUAAGAAGAUUAUGUUGGAUGAACAUGCGAGAUUUAUGAUUGCGGCGGGUCUUCAAGCAAAUGGUGUGGAAGUGCUUCCUACGAGUUUGGAUAUUCAGUCUUUGAGAGCGGUGAAGAGUGAGAAGGAGUUGGAUAUUUUGAGGGGGGUGAAUGAGUUUACGGUGCAAUUGGUCAGGAGUUUACAAACGUGUAUUUCGGUGGGUAUGAGUCAGGAAACCAUUGUGGAAGCUGCUUCGGGACUUUUCACCCAAGCGGGUGUUGGGGCGGGAUUUUGGUCUAUUAUACUUUUUGGAGAACAAGCUGCAAAUCCUCAUGGUGGUGGUAAGGGGCGGGUUCUCCAGGAUGGAGAGUUUGUCCUGGUUGAUAUUGGUACUUCACUCCAUUCAUACGGUAGCGACGUGACACGUACGAUUCUCCCCGUGAAAUCGAAAGUUAGCAAAGAGUUAAUGGAUAUGUGGCACUUGGUACACGAUGCACAAUCCGCAGCGAUAGAACGGAUGAAUAUCAACGAAACAUGUUCGGCUGUGGAUGAGGCGGCUAGGAAAGUAAUUACAGAGAAAGGAUACGGAGAAUUCUUUACACAUAGAUUAGGUCAUGGCUUGGGCUUGGAAAUGCACGAACAUCCUUAUUUAAACGGGGUUAAUGGGGAAAAAUUAAAAAUGGGAGAAGUUGUUACUAAUGAACCUGGUAUCUAUAUAACCGCAGCACAAGCGGCCAAAUUACACAAACCCGCUGGUUUUGGAGUGAGAAUUGAAGAUGCGGUUUUGGUUACUGAGAAGGGGGGGGUAGUUAUGACGGGGUUAAGGGCUAGGUCGCCUUAUGAGCCUUGA
Sclerotinia sclerotiorum 1980 UF-70 is the source of this 1416-nucleotide messenger RNA. RefSeq lists its product as hypothetical. Bases 1 to 1416 code for a protein of 471 amino acids. The transcript has 2 exons. The record is from RefSeq and is a predicted model, not a curated record. Lineage: Eukaryota; Fungi; Ascomycota; Leotiomycetes; Helotiales; Sclerotiniaceae.